This is a messenger RNA of Penicillium alfredii, 450 nucleotides long. RefSeq lists its product as uncharacterized. The coding region runs from base 1 to 450 and encodes 149 amino acids. NCBI's taxonomy places the organism in Eukaryota, Fungi, Ascomycota, Eurotiomycetes, Eurotiales, Aspergillaceae. The record is from RefSeq and is a predicted model, not a curated record. The transcript has 2 exons.
AUGAGGCUCGUGCUAAUUGUGGCAGUCUUCCUCCGCGUUCUUGAAUACUACCAAGGUAUCCUCAUGCUGACCACCAACCAAAUCGCCCAAUUCGAUGUGGCCGUCCACUCGCGUAUCCACGUCGCAAUCAGAUACCGGGAACUCGAUGAGAAGCGCGCCAUUGCGAUCUUCCGCAAUUUCUUAGAUCCGCUGAAUGAUCAAGGCAAAAUCCGGGAUAUGGAAGAUAUCAUGGAGUGGUUGGAGGGGGACAUCCAUCGCAUGAACUUUGAUGGGCGCCAGAUUCGAAACGUCGUCACCUCAGCUUGCAGUCUUGCGCAGGCUCAGAGGAGUUCCCAAUUGGAAAAGUCGCAUCUGAUAAAGAUGGCAGACAACGUCAAGGACUACAAGCUUGAGUUUAUCAAGCAAUAUGAGCAGUACAAGUCGCAGCAAAAGGGAUCUUUGUUUAGUUGA